Molecule: messenger RNA, 243 nt
Organism: Blepharisma stoltei
Lineage: Eukaryota; Ciliophora; Heterotrichea; Heterotrichida; Blepharismidae
Source: the annotation of a GenBank genome assembly
AUGGCAUCUUGGCCAUUCAACUAUACUCCUUUUUGCAGCAAGCCUACCAGUAAGUCUAAGUCCAUUUUCAGGAAAACAUGCCAGGCUCGAGAACUCGAAGAGCAGCCAUCAAAAUCCAACCUCCCAAAGCUGAGGGACAUCCAGGAAAAUACUGGAGACAGAAGGUGCAAGGUGGGCAUAGAUCACAAGCAGAGAUGCAAGCCAUGGUAUUGGACGUUAAACUUUAUUGAUAAAUUAAAUUAA